Molecule: messenger RNA, 934 nt
Organism: Cydia strobilella
Lineage: Eukaryota; Metazoa; Arthropoda; Insecta; Lepidoptera; Tortricidae
Product: fibropellin-1-like
Exons: 6
Coding region: 212-934 (240 amino acids)
Biological process (GO): heterophilic cell-cell adhesion; establishment or maintenance of epithelial cell apical/basal polarity
Cellular component (GO): plasma membrane; protein-containing complex
Molecular function (GO): calcium ion binding
Source: RefSeq, a predicted model, not a curated record
UGGACCGGUGUUGUCUCCCGACGGUGCCGAGGUGCUGGUCGGCAACGUGUUCGUCGGCUGCAUACACGAGGGCCCGCAGCUCGAGUUCCACGCCAGCGCCCAGCUGAGGAACGUGGAGUUUGGGGAGUGCCCACUCACGAACAACUGCACCGUGCGGCAAGAAGACGUGCAACAGCAUCUCCCCCGGGACCGGUGCUACAACGAGCCCUGCAUGCGGCACGGGACCUGCAUAUCCAGGCUUGACAACUAUGAGUGCAUCUGUUCAGCGCGGUACACCGGCAAGAACUGCGAGGUGGACACGGGGGACCCCUGCGCCUCCGGCCCCUGCCAGCAUGCGGGGCGGUGUGUCGAGGACGCACGCGGUGACUACCAGUGCGUCUGCGACCCGCGGUACCACGGAGUGCAUUGCGAGCUGGAGGUGUCCGAGGAUCCGCUAUGCGUGGCCGGGCCGUGCCGGAACAACGGUAGCUGCAGCGUGCCGCCCACCGCCGACACCUACGUCUGCUCCUGUCCCCCUGGAUACACCGGCCGAAACUGCGAAACUGAUGUGGACGAGUGCGCCUCCUCGGGCGCCAGCGUGGCCUGCCUCAACGGAGGCCGGUGCGUCGACGCGGUCAACAACUUUACGUGCGACUGCUCCGGUACCGGUUACACGGGGCCCCGUUGCGAGUCCAACGUCAAUGAGUGCCUCGAGGAGCGGGACAUAUGCGGCCACAACGGGCUGUGCUACGACACGUACGGCGGGUUCGUGUGCGUCUGCCAGCCGGGGUACACGGGCGAGCGCUGCCACAGGGUACGUUACACGGGUGCAGUGACACAGACAUGUGCGGCCACAACGGGCUGUGCUACGACACGUACGGCGGGUUCGUGUGCGUCUGCCAGCCGGGGUACACGGGCGAGCGCUGCUACAGGGUACGUUACACGGGUGCAGUGA